UAUGGGGAUCACCAGCACCAAGCUGCUAAUAAACUUCCAAUUUUUUUAGGCUCAAACUAAAAUUUCAAUGGGAAUUUCAUCAUAUUUUUUUCCAAUGAUACCUUUCUUGAUGCUCAUAUUAAUCACUGGUACCUUGCAUGCUAAUGGGUGUUAUACAUCAAUCAUAAGCUUUGGUGACUCAUUAGCUGAUACCGGAAACCUAAAACAACUCAACUCUAAAUCAAACAGUCAACCGCCACACUUCCUCUUUCCACCUUACGGCGAGACAUUCUUCCAUAAACCCACCGGUCGAUGCUCCAAUGGUCGCCUCAUCAUCGAUUUUAUUGCUGAGAGUCUAGGGAUACCGUUGAUACCUCCAUCUCAGGACGUUAGAGAAAACAGUUUGAUCGAGAAAGGUCAAGGAGUGAAUUUUGCAGUGGCGGGUGCGACCGCAUUGGAUUCAUCGUUCCAUGAAGCACAAGGGGUUGUCAAUCAAUAUACAAAUGCGUCUUUAGGUGUUCAGAUGGAAUGGUUCAAAUAUUGGUUGCCGUCUGUUUGCAGCACUCCCUCAGAUUGCAAAAACAUACUUCGAACUUCAUUAAUUCUUAUGGGCGAGAUUGGAGGUAACGAUUACAAUCACGCAGUAAUUGCUGGAAAACCCAUUAAUGAGCUCAAGUCAUACGUUCCGCUUGUUAUUAAUACCAUCAUCUCGAGUAUUAACGAACUCAUUGAGUUAGGGGCAGAAACACUUGUGGUCCCAGGAAACCUUCCAAUUGGUUGCUCUGCGGCAUAUUUAACGAUCUACUAUGGUUCCGAUAAGGCAGAUUACGACAACAAAACAGGUUGCUUGACUGCACUAAACAAAUUUGCUGAGUGGCACAAUGAAUUACUCCAAACAGCAUUGACUCAAAUUCGGGAAGUACAUCCUAAUGUCAAUAUCAUCUAUGCUGAUUACUAUAAUGCCGCAAUGCAGUUUUUUCGCUCUCCAGAAAAAUACGGAUUCACAAACGGAGCUCUAAAGGCAUGUUGCGGAGGUGGAGGACCUUAUAACUACAAUGAGCUGGUAGAGUGUGCGGAUCCGUCGUCAACGACAUGUGCUCAACCAGAAACGUACGCUAACUGGGAUGGGUUGCACUUAACAGAAGCAGCAUAUCAUGUGAUUUUCAAGAGUUUAUUUCAAGGAACAUAUACAACACCACAGUUUAAUUCUUUGUGUCCUACUUCAAAUGUAAAAGUAAGAGAUGCAUCAUCAAGUUUAGUUCAAAGCUCUUAGUACAAGUUAAUGAAGCUUGAAAAGGAGAUGGUUUUUUUCUUUUUGUAAAAAAAUGUGAUUUACAUUUAACGCAGUGUGAUGUGUAGUUGGAUGUGUAUAUAUACAUGCCCUGUUCUAUGAA
Helianthus annuus (common sunflower) is the source of this 1373-nucleotide messenger RNA. Its product is annotated as GDSL esterase/lipase At1g28580. The record is from RefSeq and is a predicted model, not a curated record. Gene Ontology annotation, molecular function: hydrolase activity, acting on ester bonds. Bases 68 to 1252 code for a protein of 394 amino acids. The transcript is spliced from 6 exons. Lineage: Eukaryota; Viridiplantae; Streptophyta; Magnoliopsida; Asterales; Asteraceae.